AUAAUAUUACUAUCGAUUUUCCCCGGUUUUAUAUUUUCCCGUUCAGUUCGACGUUUGUCGUCAUUUGAUUCUUACGCUUGACCGUAGGCAGUCGACAAAACCAACUCGGACAUGUUCCCACGCAACGUGUUCACCUUUUUCGAUGAGGAUACCGGAAUCUGGCGAGGUCGCAGUGUGCCUCCGCUGUACAAUCCGAACCAGAGUGUUGGAGAGUUGGUUUGGCGCGCGUUGAAUCGUGCCCCCUGGAAGGUUGCCCAAAUCAGUGCGGAGAGUGGCGUUCGUGUAACGUACCAUGAAAUGCGGCUGCGAAGCGUACGCGUAGCGCAGAAUCUUUCCUCAAUGGGAUUCGAGGCGGGCGAUUUGGUGUCAAUUGUCGCCAGAAACAACGAAAAGCUAGCGUCGGUACUGUUUGGCUGUUUUAUGGCGGGUUUGUCGGUUAACUCGCUGGAUCCGAGCUUCCACCGGGAGGAUUUAGCACAUAUGUUCAAAACCAUUCGACCCAGAACGGUGUUCUGUGAAGGUGAUUUGAUUGAAGAAGUGACUGCGGCUUGCGAUAUGGCAAAUGUUUCGCCGAACCUAAUCAUCUUUGGGCCAAGGGUUAACGGAUUUACACGCGUUGAUGAUCUGUUAGUGGAAACGGGUACGGAGCAGCACUUUCUACCGGCGCAUGUCGAGGAUCCGGCAAAUGAGCUGGCGAUUAUCCUUUGUUCAUCGGGUACAACGGGUAAAUCCAAAGGAGUUUGUUUGUCCCAUUCAUUAUGCAUUGCCAACCUGUCGGACAUCUGGCCUUGUUUCGAAUCGGAUCGAGUAUUGUGUCUUAGUUCGCUCUAUUGGAUUUCUGGCAUUGGAACGCUAAUGACUGGAACCAUGUCCGGGGCAACACGAAUCAUAACCACAGAUAAAUUCACCGCCAGCAUGAUGAUUGGUUUGAUAGAGGAGUAUCGCAUCAAUGUAAUAUUUUUCCCGCCAUCGCAUGCCCUUGCAAUUUUGAACGAUCCAACCGUUGGAAUGGCAGAUUUCUCUAGCCUACGCAUGGUUAUCUGCGGAGGGGGUGCGGUAUCGCCCGAUUUGAAGCGAUCUUUCGAAAUGUAUCUAUCGAAGGGAAAAUUCGUAGUAGCGUACGGACUUUCCGAGAUAGGAGGUUUAGGGUCACUUAGUGACGUAGCCUAUAAAAACGGUUCCGUUGGAGUUCUGACGAAUGGAGCCCAGGCAAAAAUUGUCGACGAUGAAGAAAACGUUGUCGGGUUGGGAGAACAAGGUGAACUGCUUAUUAAGAGGCCUUUCGUAUUUAUGAAAUAUUAUGGUAACCCGGAAUCAACGGCGGAAAUGCUGGACGAAGACGGAUGGUUGCACACCGGAGAUAUCGCCUACGUCGAUGAGGAUGGUCUGUUAUACGUUGUAGACCGCAAAAAGGACAUUAUCAAGUACGCAGGCUAUCAGAUUUCGCCAACGGAAAUCGAAAAUGUCAUUCUGCAAGUGCCCGGUGUUACAGCCGUGUGUGUAACGGGAAUUCCCGUGCCCGGUAAUGACCUACCGGUUGCAUUGGUAAUCAAAUCCCCAGGAUCGACUGUGGCGGAAAAUGAUAUCGUCGAUGCGGUCGCCAGUGCUAUGGUGGAUUUUAAACAUCUGAGGGGUGGAGUUUAUUUUGUGGCGAGUUUUCCCAUGACACCAUCGGGGAAAAUUUUGCGCCGCAAGUGUCGGGAAAUAGCGAUUGGAUUCUUCAAGGAAUCAAAUAAUAACAACAAAUGAGCGGAUUGAUCGUCAAGUUGAACAUAUUUGAGGCAGUAAUUGAUUUCUCUUCUGGGGUGUUUGAGUAAUCUAACAAUAGCCUGUUAGUAAUCAGUGCACAUACAGUGUUUUAUUGCACUAUGAAAAUAAAAAUAGAUUGUGAAAUAACAAUCACUUUCAGUCAGUCCUCAUACCCUACCAUCCCCUACGGGGAUACCCGAGGAAACAUUUGUAAUGGUCAUAUAUUAAUAACCUAAUUAGGCUAAUUAAUGCAAAGCUCAUUAAUUCAACUGCAACAUCAGCCGUGACAGUUACUCUGAUAAAAGGAAGAUUGAUGAGUUUUUUCAGAGUUAUACGAAGUCGGCCUGUUCUAAAUAAAAAAGAGAUAACGGCGCAAGGGUCGGUUAUAAUGAUAUAGAAAAACUCAAACAUGGGAAAAUCAAAACAUUCAGAUCCAUCCAUGAUGGCAAUUUGGUAUAGAGGAUAGAAAUUAUUAUUCGUGCGUUAGAGUUUCAUGGAUCAGUUGAAUUCACAAAUGUAUGUUAAAAUGAUUGUUUCACUAAUUUUUAUGAAAAAAUUUGUAGUGGAAGAGUCUGCUAAAAAGCAGAAUAAAUGAUU
Wyeomyia smithii (pitcher-plant mosquito) is the source of this 2346-nucleotide messenger RNA. RefSeq lists its product as uncharacterized. NCBI's taxonomy places the organism in Eukaryota, Metazoa, Arthropoda, Insecta, Diptera, Culicidae. Gene Ontology annotation, biological process: fatty-acyl-CoA biosynthetic process; long-chain fatty acid metabolic process. The transcript has 2 exons. Gene Ontology annotation, molecular function: long-chain fatty acid-CoA ligase activity. The coding region runs from base 112 to 1749 and encodes 545 amino acids. The record is from RefSeq and is a predicted model, not a curated record.